Trichoderma asperellum CBS 433.97 is the source of this 812-nucleotide messenger RNA. RefSeq lists its product as uncharacterized. The record is from RefSeq and is a predicted model, not a curated record. NCBI's taxonomy places the organism in Eukaryota, Fungi, Ascomycota, Sordariomycetes, Hypocreales, Hypocreaceae.
GGGUCUUUGAGCCGACCGUUAAUUGAAUAGAACCAGUGAAUUACAAUUCGCAUUGUUUUCGAGACCAUUCAUCUCACUGUAUUUACACGUCUGCCCUCCCGCCAUCAUGUUUGUUAAAUCCUCGUCCGCUCUAUGGCUGCUGUUGAGUGCCUCGAGGUUGGCUUCCGCCUCGUUAACAGCUCAAAUUGGGUACUUUGCCGGCCUUGUUCCUGGGCUUCCAGGGCCUGAUCCGGGUGUUGGGUGUGGGCUUUUUGCGCAAGUGACGGACGGUUCAGAUACAGAACCGGCUACCUUUGUUACUUCUGGCGGCGAGCCCACAGACGGCUGCCCAGCAGCUGAACAAGCUCUUUUCUGCGGGAGAUGGGGCUGUCCAUUUGACAUGACAUUCGAUGGAGUUGUGGCAGUCACUGUUAACUCGGACAACUCGGGUGACAAGUCGAUCUCCGUCACAGCGACCGGUCUCAAUGGCCCGACUACCACGGUAUCGUGCCCCUGGACUGAAGAGACAUUGAGUAGCUCCGACUCUGGAUCCCUCUAUUCGACAUGGUCGUGUGACCUUAGCGCGCUUCAACAGUAAGACAUUAUGGAGCGAAAUUGGUAGAGUUUCCUACAAUUAGGCUCUCCUACGGCUCAUAAUUUGGAUGCGUCAACACAUAGAACGGUCAAGAAUCACUCAAGGGUGGCGGGCUAUGGGAAGCCACAUUAGGGUAUUCGAUUGUACAGGACGUUUAGGUAUCAUUCAUGGACUCGAGUGUUGUAACCACUGAGUAUCGCCUAGAUAGGCCAUGAAAUCGCUCUCAACAGCUUUUCCC